AGCUAACAGCCUGGAUUUCAGAUAUUUAAUGCUAUGGUUUCUCAGUUCUUUUUGGAAGGUGUGGCUCUGACUCAAAAAGUAGAUUCAUGGCAGAGUAAUAAACACUGACGUUCAAGACAGUAGCUGAUUAAGGUGAACAGGCAGAGAGACUGAGAAUAACUGCUAACAGCAGUCAGAAAGAGUGCAAGUAAUCACUUCUGAUCUUUAGAGCCGGAGAGGAUUUGAAGUUGAGUGAAUUCACAGCCAGUAAUGGGUCUCAAUACACGAGGAAUUGUUUCUUUCUUACUCCUUGCCCAAGGUCUUCUUCAAGCAUCCCAAGCAUUUAAUGUCGAUGUGAUGAAAGCCAAAACAUUUUCAGGCCCACCAGAUGUUCUCUUUGGCACCUCCAUUCAGCAGUUCUCAAACCCAGAUGGUCAAUGGUUGCUAGUAGGAUCUCCAUGGAAUGGGUUUCCAAAGAAUCGUAUGGGAGAUGUCUACAAAUGUCCCAUCAGUGGCAGCAGUGCAAAUUGUGAGAAACUUAACUUGGGAGAUAAAAUGAAUUUUCCAAAUGUGACAGAGGUCAAACAGAACAUGAGUGCUGGUGCAACACUUGUCAGGAACGAUGAAACUGGUGGAUUUUUGGUUUGUGCUCCAUUAUGGGCACAGGAGUGUGGCAAGCAGUAUUAUCCAACAGGAUUGUGCGUAGAUGUAAAUUCAAAUUUCCAAAUAUCAAAAACCUUCUCUCCUGCAAUUCAAUCCUGUGCAUCCGCCAUGGAUCUUGUAAUAGUGUUGGAUGGAUCCAACAGUAUAUGGCCAUGGGAACCAGUCCAACAUUUCCUUAAAAAAUUAACAGGAAGCUUAGACAUAGGUCCUAAGAAAACUCAGGUGUCCAUUGUACAAUAUGGUGAAAAUGCAAGAAUUGAUUUCAAGUUGAAUGCUUACAAAACAACAGCUGAAGUUGAAAAGAUUGCUGCGAAUAUUGUUCAAAAGCAAGGACAAGAAACAAACACUGCUGGUGGAAUUGAGUUCGCAAGGAAAUAUGCAUUCUCGCCUGAAAAUGGUGGAAGACCAACAGCAACAAAGGUCAUGGUUGUUGUAACUGAUGGCGAAUCUCAUGACAGUGCCAGGUUACCUGAAGUGAUAGCUCAAUGUGAAGAAGAACGAAUAAUCAGAUUUGGGAUUGCUGUUCUUGGUUAUUACAACAGAGAAGGGAUAAACCCAGACAACCUAAUCAAGGAAAUCAAGUCUAUUGCAAGUGUUCCAAUAGACAAACAUUUUUUCAAUGUAUCCUCAGAAGCUGCCUUGAUAGAAAUAGCUGGUGCGCUCAAAGAACGAAUCUUUAGUAUUGAAGGCACCAGCAAUAAGAAUGAAGAUACCUUCCUGUUGGAAAUGGCACAAGUAGGAUUCAGUGCACACAUUGUACCUAGCCAGGACUUACUGAUACUGGGAGCAGUAGGAGCUUAUGAUUGGUCAGGCACAACUGUCCAUAAAUCAUCUACCAACACUAUUAUAUUUUCCAAGAAAAUCUUUCAGGACAUUCUGCAAGAUAGAAAUGACAGUACAUACUUGGGCUACGCUGUGACAUCAAUAGUAACACCAGAUUCUGUGCUCUAUGUUGCCGGAGCACCACGCUUCCAACACACUGGCCAAAUAGUUAUUUAUGCAGUUGGCUUAAAUGACAAAGUGCUGAUUAAGCAGACACAAAAAGGAGAACAGCUUGGCUCAUAUUUUGGCAGCGUACUAUGCUCUAUGGAUGUUAACCAAGACUCACUGACGGAUGUACUAUUAGUUGGGUCCCCCAUGUUUAUGGGUCGCCAUAAAAAUGAGGAAGGAAGAGUGUAUGUGUUCUCUGUCAAUAAGGGUAAUCUGGAAAAGAAUGGCAUCUUAGAAGGACCAGAUAAUGGAAGGAACAAUCGAUUUGGAGCUGCUAUUGCUGCCAUCUCCGAUAUCAAUCUAGAUGGUUACCAUGAUGUGGCAGUCGGUGCACCUGUAGAAGAUGACAACCGUGGCGUUGUUUACAUUUACAAUGGCUACCAAAAAUCAAUCAAACCAAAACAUACACAAAAAAUACAAGCUUCAAAAAUCAGCUCACAAUUGCAAUAUUUUGGGCUCUCUAUUGAUGGACAGAAAGAUUUGAAUGGCGAUUCUAUCACAGAUCUGUCAAUUGGAUCCAUUGGGAAUGUUGUGCAACUUUGGUCACGAAGCAUUGCAAAUGUAAGUGUUACAGUGAUGUUUGAACCAACAAAACUCUACAUUUUGAACAAAUCUUGCAUAAUCAAUGGAAAUAAUCAAAUUUGUGACAAAAUCAAAAUAUGCUUCCGAGCUACAAUUAAACCUGAAAAACCUGGAUCAUCAAUUGAUAUUAGAUACAGACUAACAUUGGAUGCAGAUCUCAAGUCAUCUCGUGUUAGUUCACGAGGAUUGUUUCAAGAAAACCAUGACCGAACAAUAAAGAAGGACAUUACAGUUGGGAACUCACUAAAAUGCAAUGAACUUACCUUUUAUGUCCAAGAUGCUGGAGAUAUUGUUAACCCAAUUGAUCUACGGUUAGACUUCGAUCCACAAAAACUUGAAGCUGGGCCCACUCUUGAUGUCUACACAGCAAGAUCCAGGGAGUAUUUUGUUCCAUUCUCCAAAGACUGUGGUGAAGAUGAAGAAUGCAUAACCGAUCUUGCAAUUAAAGUUCAUGUUAUUAACCCCAGCAUCAGAACAGUACCAUAUAUAGUUAGCAACAAGAACAAACGGAUAACAAUUAAUGUAGAGACAGUGAACAAGAAGGAAAAUGCAUUUAAUGCUAAAGUCAACAUACAGUUUUCUGAAAACAUCUUCUUUGCAUCAGUUGAUAAUGCUGAAGUUUCAUGUCUAAUUGUAGACCCUCAGUCAGUAUCUUGUGACAUUGGGCACCCAUUCUUGCCAGGAGGAGAUAAGGUCUCUUUUGAUAUCAAUUUUGAUUUUAACUUUAAUGAACCAAAGAGGGAUACAUAUGUGAUCUUCCAUGCUGUGAGCGAAAGUAUUGAACAACCAGAAACCGAUUUUGACAAUAAUGCAAGAGUUGAAUUUACCGUCCAAUAUGAUGUUGAAAUUCUCUUCUCAAGAUCCACCAACAUAAAUUUCUAUGAAAUCCAUCCUGAUAAACAGGUUCCAAAAAUAAUCAAAGACUUUAAGGAUAUUGGUCCAGAAUAUGUUAUUACACUCAAAGUCAAUACUGGACAUUUCCCUAUUCAGACUGCCUAUGUUACCGUUAAGAUACCAGUAACCACAAAAGGCAAAAGUCAACUUUUGUACCUCACUGGAGUAAACACAAUUCCGGAAAACAACUUCAUUUGUGACUUAAGAGAAAAAGUAGAUAAACUGAAUAUCAAACGCUCUCCUUAUUCUGCAAGUUUUAUAAAGGAACGUCUCGAGAAUGUGAAAGAUUUGAACUGUGAAAAUGCCAAUUGUGAGAAUUUUGUUUGUACAAUGAACAAUCUUGCAAAGAACAAAGAAUAUCUAAUCUAUAUUACUACAAGAAUCUGGGAGGGCACAUUUAUAAAUGCUGACUUUCAAAGUAUAGCAUUGACUCCAUCUGCACAGAUUGCAACAAACAAGCAAUUAUUGGUCAUCAAAAACGAUACAUUAACAAUCCCAAUUACAUUAAUCAAACCUGUGGAAAAAGAAAAAGUUCCCAUAGGAGUGAUUGUGGGGAGCAUUAUAGGUGGAUUACUUGUACUUUUAGCUCUCGUUGCUGCCCUAUGGAAACUUGGAUUCUUUAAAAGAAAGUACAAUAAACUGGCAAAGGACGAAGAGGACGAUGACAAUGGCAAUGAUAAGGCUGCUGAAGAAUAAUGAAUAAUGAUUAAUUUCACUGUGAAUUUUACAGCUUCUACUUAGACUGAACUGUUGAAUAUGACUGGUAGCAGGUGAUAUGGUAGAUGUAUUCAUAUUGUCAUGACGAAAUGGGUGUUGUUACAGAAUAAGACAUGAAUGUUUGAUAGAUUCAGUGUUUACAUCUUAAGAGGUGAAAUUUUCACUUUUGAAGGAAAGCAAAAAUGAUUGCUUUUCUUUGUAUUUACACUAACUAAAAUGUGGGUCUAUGUCACUUUAAAUUGUGCCAUUUCAUUCAUAAGUUGUAGAUUAUAAAGAAAAAUGGUCAAUGUCCCAUGUUAAUUUUCAGGAAUUUCAUUCUUGAUUCCUUCUUUCAGAUUUCAGAAUCAUCGGUGUCAAUGAGGCAGAUGGGCCACAAAGUUGGAUUUUUUCAAAAUAUUCUGGAAUUUGACAUAAAUGUGAUGAGAGUUGAUUAUGGUAUUUUGUGAAAAUUUUGGUAAUGAGAAACUUUUCAUCACUGAACUCAAUUGAAUUUUUUUGAGAGGUCCCUGAAUUGAUAAAGAAACACAACCUCCAUUUUAAGAUGCUCCAUAUUCUUCCUACCCAAAACACAAAAGGCAAAUAAUUAUUUUAUACCACGUGAUGCUGUACUACCUGUCAUUGAGAUAUUGAGGGCACCUUUUCUAUAUUUUUAAACAUACAUUUAGCUGGCAGGAAACUUCCUUACUAUGAGAAAAUUUCAAAGGAUUGCGGGCAAUCCUUCUGUAGGUUUCCAAAGUGCACUGCUGGUGACCAAGGUUCCCUGAUCCCUGAUGCUAGUACAUCUUCAGAAUAUUGUCCCCAGUGACUUCUUUUGCACCCAGAUCAAUCAGAUAAAUAUUGGUUCUCAUCCACGAACUCUGUGGUAAUAACUAGAACUGAUACUUCUAUUCAGCCAACAAUAGUACCUAACAGGGCAUAUUGCAACAUUGAAUGUUACCUUCAGAUUUAAAGUUGUAUUGCCAUUUAAAACAUGCUUUCUAAAAUAAAUUUAAUAUUUACUUUCCCAUUGUAAAAUAUUUAUAUUUCAUUUGAAAACACUCCAAUUUCACUGCACUCUGCCACAUGCUCCGUUUCAAUAUUUCUACUUUCCUCAGAGCAAUAUUCCAUUGAAAACUAAUUAGGGUGUUGGUAGCAUUCAAUCUCUUUUCACCCAUGACAGUUACAUGGGUUUAUUAAAACCAACAUUAUGAUAUGUGCAAAUUUCAGGUCAGUAAUACAUUAUGUUGUAAAUAAAACUUACAAAAUAUCUUUUAAAUACUAUUAAAGAUUUUUUUUACAAAGUUAUGGGAUGUGGUUAAUAUUACAAGAAUUUUCUUUACUGCGAAAAAGAUUCUUCAAGUCUGGUAUGUUUUAAAUAAUGUGAUUAGUACAUUUUAUAUGCAUCAACUUUUCUGCCACCAACAUUUAUAGUUGAUUUUUUUGUUUCUCAAAGUGUUUUAAAAGAACACUGCCAAAAAAAACUAAAAACUAACGUGCUGAGCACUCUGGUCAUCUAUAUGAAUCCAAUGCAAAAGCCGGUCAUGGUGCACUGUUGGGACUUUACAUAUUGCACUGACGGAUGUAUGCUUCUAAUAUUUAUUAGGUGGUUUUCUUCCCAAACUGUAUACUACUAUUUUUUAUUUUGGAUUGUAAAUUGAAAGGGUUGUCUUGCUAUACAUUGCCUCCUUUUUAUGUGAAAUGUCUGUAUCUCUGUAACUCAUAGCCUUUAUUAAAAAAUGAACAAGUACAA
Pristis pectinata (smalltooth sawfish) is the source of this 5554-nucleotide messenger RNA. It is a transcript of the gene itga2.2, whose product is annotated as integrin, alpha 2 (CD49B, alpha 2 subunit of VLA-2 receptor), tandem duplicate 2. Gene Ontology annotation, cellular component: integrin complex; external side of plasma membrane. The record is from RefSeq and is a predicted model, not a curated record. Lineage: Eukaryota; Metazoa; Chordata; Chondrichthyes; Rhinopristiformes; Pristidae. Gene Ontology annotation, biological process: cell adhesion mediated by integrin; cell-cell adhesion; cell-matrix adhesion. Gene Ontology annotation, molecular function: integrin binding. The coding region runs from base 250 to 3804 and encodes 1184 amino acids. The transcript is spliced from 30 exons.